Molecule: messenger RNA, 1396 nt
Organism: Apis cerana (Asiatic honeybee)
Lineage: Eukaryota; Metazoa; Arthropoda; Insecta; Hymenoptera; Apidae
Product: cilia- and flagella-associated protein 300
Source: RefSeq, a predicted model, not a curated record
AAUAUUAUGUUUACUUUGAAAAUCUUCUGCCAUUCAACUUUUUCAGUUCUUUCUUGGAAAUAAAAAGCUGACGUUGACGUUGAUUCGGCGCCAUGAUUUUUCAAAACCUUUGAAGCUAAAUAUUUUUUUAACUAUUAACAAUAUAAAUUUGUUAAAAAUGGAGAUUGAACAUAAAUAUACAUUUGUCCCCCUUGUUCAAAAAAAUCUUAUUAAUAUAAACGAUAAAAAAAUUCAAGAAUUUCUUUCUAAAUGGGGAAUUAAAGGAAAUUUUAUUAUCCAGCAUUUUACAUUCAAUGAACCUUUUCAAAAAUAUCAUAAAUAUCAUUUAGCUGAAGCUUUUUUUAAAGAUAGUACUGUUGCUAAAGAAUUAUUAACAAAGCAAGGAAAUUAUUGGGCAAAACAAGAUAUAAUAGCAUCAAGUGUAGAAAUAAAUCCUAUUUCUUGUUCUGUUUUAAAUAUGUCUUUCUUCAAUAAAUUAAAAGAUCCUAAAAAUGGAAUUGUGCACAAAUCUGGAGCAAUUUGUAAAAGAUUUGAUAUGGAAAUAGAAAAUUUUCUAAUCUCUGAUAAUCUUAGAGCAAUGUUAUUAGAUGAAGAAUGUCCAGAGUAUAAUUUAUAUUUAAAAGAUGAACGAGAAGAAUUUAUAUUUUUUAUUUUUCAAAUGCUUGUUCUUGGAGGAAUAUUGUGUCAAUAUGAAGAUAUUUUAAAUCCAUAUUUAGAAGUAACAAGAGCUAUGUAUAAGGAUUUAAUAAAAGUACAAAAAAAUGAAGAUACUGAUUUAUCAAUUAGUACAAUAGUUUUACAGGUAGUAGCUAAAGAUAAUAAAGGAGAAGCAUAUUUUCCAUAUGAUCCAUCACAUAUGCAAAAUAUAGGAUUUCUAUUAAUUGACAGUGUAACUCAUGAAAUUACAACAUUUUUGCAUCAGUUUGGCGAAUAUUGUCUUUCACAAUAAUUAUAAAAAAAUUUAGAGAGAAUUAUAUCAUAAGUAUAUUUUAUGAAAAAAAACAUUCUAUACACCAAAUCAUUACAUUAUGUAUUGUGCAUUAUUUAUAUUAUACAUUUAUCAUAUACUUAAUAUUCAUUUGUUAAAAUAUAUUAAAAAUAUAACUUAAAAUUUAACAAUUUGUCUAUUUAAUUGAUUAAUUGUUAUUAAGAAUAUUAAUAUGUAAUUUAAAAUAUUAUUUACUGAUGCAUCAUUCACUUCAUAUAUGUGUAAAAUGUAAAUAUAAUACUAUAUAUAAAUACACUAUAAAUAAUAACAUUCUUUAUUUGUAAUGUUAUUUUUUUCUGUAUUAUAUUAUUUGUAUUAUAUUAUUAUUAUUAUCUUAAGAUUAAUGUUUGUUAAGACGAAAAACAUGAGAUAAAUGUAAAAAUCAAAAUAUAAUUCUAAUCACAGCAU